Molecule: messenger RNA, 840 nt
Organism: Zea mays
Lineage: Eukaryota; Viridiplantae; Streptophyta; Magnoliopsida; Poales; Poaceae
Product: arginine decarboxylase
Exons: 2
Coding region: 1-840 (279 amino acids)
Molecular function (GO): catalytic activity
Source: RefSeq, a predicted model, not a curated record
AUGGCAGCCUGCAGGACAGCGCGGCGUAGAAAGCACCACCAGCGCCCCCUGUCCAUGAGGUCCGACAGCGGCGUGACUGAAUGGCUUGUUUGCGUCGACCUGGGUGAAGCAGUAAAAGAGCUGGAGGAGGAUGGAAAGAGGGUAGGCGCUGUUCUUGUUACUUCACCCACCUACCAUGGUGUAUGCAGCAAUGUGCAAGGUAUUGUCAGUGUUUGUCAUCCACGAGGCAUUCCGGUUAUAGUUGAUGAAGCACACGGUGCACAUUUCAGGUUCCAGGACAGUUUGCCAAGCACUGCAAUUGAGCAAGGUGCUGACCUAGCUGUGCAAUCCACACACAAGGUCAUGUGCUCCCUUACACAGUCUUCAAUGCUUCACAUGUCUGGAGAUGUCGAUGUAGAUAAAGUAAGCCAGUGCCUUCAGCUCCUCCAGAGCUCGAGCCCGAGUUACCUUCUACUGUCAUCUCUAGAUGCUGCGAGAGAUCAGCUGAGCCAGAACAGAAAUAUAUUUGAUGAGCCAUUAGCUAUAGCAUCGGAAACAAAAGAUCUGCUGGCGAGAAUCCCUGGGAUAUCUGUUCUAGACUUACCAUGCUUCGCUUCCGAUUUCCCUGCCAUUGAUCUGUUGCGCAUCACACUCAGUGCCUCAAAUCUGCAAUUAUCGGGAUACGAAGCCGAUGACAUUUUAUAUGAAGGCCAUCAAAUCGUAUCUGAGCUUGUUGGCACAAGGGCCGUGACAUUUGCAGUCAACAUAGGAACCAGAGUGCAGGACGCUGAGAAGCUUGUGCAGUCUGCAAAGCAUUUAUCAGAAAAACAUUUCUUUGCCACCGGCCACUUGGCCAAAUAA